AUGGCGACUGUGGCGCUUUUGGUACUCUGGCAUCUGAACGGGCAGUAUGAUGGCUUUGCUUUGCUCACUUCAAAUCAUUACUCCUGGACAUAUGGGCCGACUGCAAUACUCGUCCUGAUCGUUGCAAUUUGGAGGCAGAUUGACCAAUACUGCAAGGUUCUUACACCAUGGACGACGCUGCGAAGAGAAAACGCUCAAGCCGACGACAGUGUUUCCCUCGAUUAUGUUUCGCCGCUUCAAGUCCUCAGUCUGUGGAGUUCCUUCAAAAACGGGCAUUAUGUCGUAUCCAUUACAGUCCUCUCCUUCCUAUUGUUGAAGCUUAUCACGCUGGCAUCCACGGGCUUGUUCUUCACCGACCAAAGGGUAUUGACGGCUUCCGACGUGGCCUUCACAACUACAACAGACUUUGACGGCUCUGCGUUCAAUGCGACUUCAUAUCUAGGCGUCGCAAAUCCUUCUUAUUUCUACACCGCUUACGCUGAUAUGGUCAAGGGUCUCGCAGACAUCGAGGGAACUCAAGGACACCUCGUCUACCAGGUUAUAUCUCCACCACCAAGCGCGGUCUCGCUCAAUGCUACCAUGACAGCCAUUGUCGAUGUCUUCGUGCCUUCGUUCAAUUGCGGCAAGGCUGUCGUGUCUGCCAAUCUUCAGCCCGCGAACUCGACGGAUCAGGAUCCUGAAGACACAUUGAACUUGCAUUCUCCAGCGUGCGAGCUUCUCGCAGGAGCAUUACCCAUUUACGCUCUGAAUCCGGCAUUGUACGAAUGUCCUAAGCGGCAGUUGAGUGGUCUGAUGCAACGAGUAGAUUGUUCCGGUCGAAAUUCCACGACAUUGUCUGGCAAUUGGCAGCUAUUGACAAUGACGGAUAUGCGCUAUGAGCAGACCGUUGCCAAAGCACCCGAGGACACAUUAGAUGGAGAUUUUGAAGCAAGCACAUGGUCCACCAGUAUUGCAAACAUUACAGCCAUCGUCUGUCGCCCGAGUUACGCAAUUGUAAGGCAGAGCCUCACGUAUGAUCUGUCCGAAAGUCCUCCAACGAUCACGGUUGGCGACAUCAAUGACCCGAGACCCCGAAGUCUGGACGGUUUCCGCGACGAAGACCUCGCCCAGCUGUUCAGCUCAGCUUAUGUGGAUGCCGCCCUCAUGUUUGGCAACAAAGCCGAUCAGCCAACAGCCGAGGAAUACCCAGACACUUUGUUCCAGACCAUGGCUCAAGUUAGUGGUGGCAAUUACGAAGCCCUGCUAGACCAGGACAUUAUGAUCCGAGCUGCAGAGAAAGUGUUUGGUCAUGUCGCGGCCCAGAUCGCCGCCGAAGUUCUGGUGCAAAGCCGAACCCGCUCUGUGGCUGGUGAAAUGUCAUUCCCAGAGGAGCGAUUGUAUAUGAGGCCAUUCGCGGUCUGGAUGUUAGCCGGCGGCUUCAGCAUCCUCAUCAUAUUAUCGCUCUUCGUUUUCUUCGGCCGGCCCAUCAAAAUCGUGUCCCGCGACCCGGAUCACGUCACCAGCAUGGCAUGGUUACUCUCACGGAGCCCUGCUUUCGAGAACCUGCUGAUGUCUUGUUUAUCCCAUGGUCAGCCCUCUCUUGAUCGGAUGCUGCAGGAGUACGAAUAUUCCGGCGCUCUCAACGCUGAUGGUAUCUUGGUUAGCAGGGUUGUGGUGCAAGCACAACCCAUCGAUGCCACGACUAAGAGAAGCACAGAAUCAACCAACGACUGGUGGAGGCCAUUGUUCCUUCAGCUUCCCAUGGUCAUCCUAUCAUUGGUGCUUCCGUGCAUUCUGAUUGCCAUUCUCGAGGUACUUCAUCGACUAUCAAGCAGAGCGGGCGGGAUCGCGAUUCUGGCUGGCUCUGGCAGUCUUUCAACGGCACUAUCUACAAGAUUUAUGCCUGCCUUGACGCUACUCCUGGUCGCAACGUCCUUCAAUGCGUUGGACUUCAACAUCGCUGUGCUUGCUCCAUAUCACGCGCUGAAAACUAGAAGCAAGGGUACGAAGUCAUCUAAUUGCGGUCCAUUGCUUGGUAAAAUUCCAGUCGCUGCGCUCUGGACAGCAUUGAGAAAUCGAUAUAAUAGCGCCUUCUUAUCUGGACUUGCCGCCCUACUCGGUAGCUUGCUCACGAUCGUUGGCUCCGGUCUUCUUACCGUCGAAGAAGUUGCGAUGUCCGCGGCUGCUGGCUCGUCAUUCCGAAUGCUUGACAGUUUCGACCAGACUUGGACUAACAGCGUCUUGAACGACAACGGAGCGGCAGUAGUCAGCAGCUUAAUUGAGGCAGCAAACUUGAGCUAUCCACCCAAUACUUAUGAAGAUGUUGCUUUUCCCCGGCUUCAACUAUCCGACGGAUAUUCUGGGAGUGUCGCAAACACCACGCUGCUGAAUACUAAUAUACCUGCACUACGGGCCUCGCUCCGGUGCGAGAGUCUGAACAGUACUCAGUACAAUGUGACUGCUUCUUUCAAUUCCCACAUCCUUUCUUCCAGCAUCUUUGUGCAAGCGGCCUACAGUCUUCCUCCGCAUUGUCUGCUUGGCGGCCCUGGUGGGAACCUCUCAACAUUAAAAUUCGAAUAUUCGUUUCAGCUGCCCAGCUCUACGAAUGCAAGCUUCAUGGCCAAGAUGCUUGACCUGCAUGUCGGACCGUUCUCCGGGCCAUUCGCAGACAGCUCAGAUGAGAUCUCCCCAUACACCCAGCCAGACAACCCUGUCGGCUGUCCCUCGCUAGGAUUCAUCUACGGCUUCGCGAAUGUCAACAAUAUUGGUCGAAACACCAUCGCUACGAUGGUGUGCUAUCAGGUCCUGGAAGAACUGCAAGUAAACACUACGUUGGCAACGAGAGAUCUCACCGUCCCAACGUCCAACCCUCCAAUUGUUGGACCAGAUCCCUUUGAUGACCCACUUUUAACGUCGACAGAAGCACGCAAUAUUACGAAGAACGCCCUUUCCUAUCGGAUCCAAGUCCAUACGGACCAAUCGCUCUCACUAUUCAACCAAACGCAAUACUCGUCCAGUAGCAUUGUUGGGCCCGCCAUUGUCGACAACUUCUUCCAAGCGGUGUUUUUCGGUCGAACGCCGCUACCACAGGACGCGAUGAGAGACUCAUCCGCCAUGAGCAGGCAAAGCGUCCGCACGGCAAUACAGGCAUUCUAUCGCAGGUACAUGGCGCAGGCAAUAUCGGCGAACAUGCGGGUAAGCUUGGCUCCGUCGACGGCAGCAGCAUCAGCAUCGCCGAACGACUUGCGGGCUACAGUGCUCAACAUCCGCACGCCUGUGUUACGUCAGAAUGAACUGUCCAAGAUCAUCCUCCAGGUUCUUCUGGGUAUCAUGUUCUUGUGUGGGUUGACUGCGGUACUGCUUAACCCAAUCAAGAACGUGGUGCCGUAUAACCCAUGUACGAUCGCGGGAUCGGCUGCACUGCUGGCCGGAAGUCGACUCGUGAGGGAGGCCGCUAAGGAAUAUGAGACCUUAUCAGUGAAAGACUCGGAGGAUUUAAGGCUCAGAUUAGGGUGGUGGGAGAGUGACGAUGAUGUGGUUGCAGAUGGAGAUAGUGGCCAAGAGGCUUGCGGUAGAAGGUACGGGAUUGAUGAGUUGAACAAAAUCGGGUAA
Molecule: messenger RNA, 3591 nt
Organism: Cladophialophora yegresii CBS 114405
Lineage: Eukaryota; Fungi; Ascomycota; Eurotiomycetes; Chaetothyriales; Herpotrichiellaceae
Exons: 1
Coding region: 1-3591 (1196 amino acids)
Source: RefSeq, a predicted model, not a curated record